Messenger RNA from Manduca sexta (tobacco hornworm), 2290 nucleotides. Its product is annotated as E3 ubiquitin-protein ligase AMFR. NCBI's taxonomy places the organism in Eukaryota, Metazoa, Arthropoda, Insecta, Lepidoptera, Sphingidae. The record is from RefSeq and is a predicted model, not a curated record. Gene Ontology annotation, molecular function: ubiquitin protein ligase activity; ubiquitin binding. Gene Ontology annotation, biological process: ubiquitin-dependent protein catabolic process; protein K48-linked ubiquitination; endoplasmic reticulum unfolded protein response. Gene Ontology annotation, cellular component: ubiquitin ligase complex; cytosol; endoplasmic reticulum.
ACUAUGUACAACUCUUCUUACACGAGAAACAUAACAUGAUUUCUGUAUCAUGUUCAAGUUAAUAGCAUUCAUAUUUUGUCUGUAACUGGUUUAGUAAUUUUGCAUGCUAUAUAUCAAUUAUGUAUAAUGUUUUUUUGAUUAUUCCGUUGACAUGUAUUUUAUUUAAUCUUUGCUCAUCAACGAAUAGAAGAAACAACUAUAUUUUACAUAAUUUUAUUUCUGUAUGUUGGUAACAUCAGUCAUCAAAGCCAUCAAAACGAACGGGCUCGCACGACUUGCGGCUGCUUGGUUCUCGCUCGUCUUGUAUUAUUUUCAUAAAUUGCGCUGGAGUGCUAUUAGUUGUUAUCAAAUGACACGGUGUUGUGGUGUCGAGCAAGUGAUUAUUUAGUGUGUUAAUUUAUAUAAAAAAAUAUCGCUCAAUAUGUCAGGGACUUUAAUGGAUCGUUUCUCCUUGCCGAAUGUAAAAGUUUACACGGCGGGUAGUGUUGCUCUGCUUUCUGUUGCUCUUUAUUAUUCCCUUAAUGCGACAAGUGAUCCCAGUUGGAGGAUGAACGCUACGAUGAUGCGGUAUGAAGCGCUGGUCGCGGCCGGUAAGGACAGGAAUGCUGUGCCCCCGAUACCGAAUCCAGAGGAUUCCUACGGCCCUCGAAAUUUCACCGAGCUGUUCAUGGACGUGUGUACAUUUAUGGUACAGGAACCCCUCUGUCUUUGGAACGUGAUCAACAUGUCGUACUGCACGCUGAUACUGCUGGGCAAGCUGAUCCAGCGCGUGGUGUUCGGCGAGCUGCGCGUGGCGGAGUCGCAGCGCGUGAAGGACAAGUUCUGGAACUACGUGUUCUACAAGUUCAUCUUCGUGUUCGGCGUGUGUGCAGUUCUACGAACGCUCUGGGCCAGCUGGUUCACUCUCAUCGGCUUCCUGCAUCUCACCGCACAACUCACCAAGGAUAGAUAUGAAUAUCUGUAUUCGUCCCCGAAUUCCAUACUGUGGACGCACGUGCGGUUGCUGGGGCUUGUGGUGUGUAACAUGGCGGCGUCUACGGCUCUGCUCGUAGCCGCGUACGCCUGGAUCCUGCCAAACAACAAGGACAACUUCGCAUUCAUGGCCGCCGAGUGCACGCUGCUGCUGGUGGCGGGGCUGCACAUGGUGGCGCGCUACGCGCUGCAGCUGCGCGAGGUGGACGUGGCCGGGCCCGUCGCCUACUACACGCAUCUUACAUUCGACGCGGUGUCGCUGGUGGUGGAGCUGGCGCACGUGGUGCACAUGGUGAUCUUCAGCAACAUGCUGGUGUCGAUGGCGUCGCUGGUGCUGCUGAUGCAGCUGCGCCACUUGCUGCACGAGCUGCAGGCGCGCCUGCGCAGACACCGCCUCUACACCUCGCUCGCCACCCACAUGAGCAAGACUUAUCCGAUGGCGAGCCGCGAGGAGGUUGAGAAGCACGAGGACAACUGCGCCAUCUGCUGGGAACCGAUGAAGGAAGCGCGCAAGCUGCCCUGCUCACAUCUCUUCCACAACUCGUGCCUGUGCCAGUGGAUGCAGCAGGACGCGUCGUGCCCGACGUGCCGCCGCUCGCUGGCGGGCCCGCAGCACGCGCCGCGCCACGCCGCGCACCCCGCACACCCCGCGCACGCCGCGCACCCCGCGCACCCCGCCGCGCGACACCCCAACCACUUCUUCCACUUCGACGGGUCCCGGUACGUGUCGUGGCUGCCGAGCUUCUCGGUGGAGGUGUCGCGCGUGCGCGAGCUCGACCCGCACGCGCCCGCCGCGCCGCCCGCGCCGCACGCCCCGCGCGCCCCGCACGCCCCGCGCGCCCCGCACGGGCUCCUCGACGCGUACGCGCUCGCCGCGCAGGUGCAACAAAUGUUCCCGCAGUACAGCCUGAGCGUGCUGGCGGCGGACCUGACGCUGACGCGCUCCGCCGACCUCACGCUGGAGAACAUCCUGGAGGGCCGCCUGCAGCCCAACACCACCGACCUGCCCGCCGAGCCGACCGUCACCGCCGACCGACCAGUUGAAGAGACGGCGCGGCCCUCUCCUUCGCGGGCCACCGCAUCCGCCUCAUCAGCCAGCAUCGCCGGCACCAGCAGUGCUACCGACACCAACACCUCCACCAGCAAUGCGUCGGCGGAGCUGGAGGCGGAGUCGGAGGCGGCGGCGGCGGGGGCGGGCGGGCGGCGGGCGCGGCGCGGUUCCCGUGCAGCGCGGUGGAGCGCCAGGCGCGACCUGCAGCGCCGCAAGCUGCUGCUGCUCGCCGCCGCGCGCCGCCGCUAUCUGCAGCGCGCCGCGUGA